This is a messenger RNA of Pleuronectes platessa (European plaice), 3102 nucleotides long. RefSeq names its product sterile alpha motif domain-containing protein 9. Lineage: Eukaryota; Metazoa; Chordata; Actinopteri; Pleuronectiformes; Pleuronectidae. The coding region runs from base 396 to 2375 and encodes 659 amino acids. The record is from RefSeq and is a predicted model, not a curated record. Gene Ontology annotation, cellular component: cytoplasm. The transcript is spliced from 3 exons.
GGUAAGAUGGCAUCUGGUCAGUCAAGUUUUGAAUAUUAGUUCUAGUGACUCAAUCAACAAGUCAUCUGUUGUUAUUAAUAUGCUGGAUCACAAAGGAGCACUGAACUAUGAAAGGAAUGCAGAGGGAGUGGCUCCACCAUGUAUAUAAGGUCCAUCCCCGUGGAUCUGCAGUCAAACUCACACCUGCUGGAUCUCAAUCAGAUCGGCUGUAAAACGUGAAGAAGAACAAGUUGGUUUCAGGUUGUUGACAACAUCUCAUGCUGGUUUUUAAAUGCUGCUGCACUGACCCGUUAAACCACAACCAGAGAGAAAUACAAACGAUUCUUGGCUCACUCCAUUACAACAAUAAGCCUUGUAACACAAUAUUUCGCUUCACAAUAAGAUAAAGCAACACAAUGGAGCGUCGUUCACCAGACAUUGAAUCCUCUGGUGUUGAUAGGGAGAUGUCAGUGGUGGAGUUGGAUGAGCACUGUGUUUUGUAUAUGAGAGAAAACCCCACAUCCACCAACACGGAGCUGUUCUGUAUGUUGGCCCUGCUGAAGGCCUAUGUUCCUGAGUCCUACCUCCUGAUGUCUGAUUGUCAAAGGAUUCUUGGCCCACCUGAUCCCAUCCAUGGAGGCCCCCCCUUUGAACAGAGAAUGGAGCCUUUUACCAACUUCAUCAGGAAAUCCAGUCCAAACCCUGGACACGUACAUGUAUGUAUGAUUAACAAGGAAUCUGCACAAAAGGCUGUGGAGGUAAUGGUUGACUCUGGGAUUCCCAGGAGUUCUACAGUGGAAAAAAUUGUGUCUCAGGCCGAACCACAUGUUCUCCAGGUCAUAAAAGAUCUGCUGACAAAGAGAGUGGAGAAACGCAAAGAGAAGUUCUCGAGGUUGGUUGAGGAUAUACUGAAGCAUGAGAGUUUUAACGAAGCUCUAUCUCUCUUGGAGAGCGCGUCCAUAAAAUUCAGAGAGAACGCCGCUUUCCCUCAAGUUGUUUCUCGUCUGUAUUACAUUGCUCAAGAACCAUCUGACUAUGUAAUAGCUGAAGAAUGGGCAAAUGAAGCCAUUAAUCGAGCUCCAGACAUCUCUUACAUAGCUGACACUCUUGGGCAGGUUUAUAAGAACCGUUUGUUGAGGCUGGGUGAGGGACCAGGAGAAAUCAUGAGAAUGGCAGACGAGGCCUUCACAGCAUUUGAAGAUGUGGAGAGGAUAGCAGACAAUGAAGAGCCCCUACAGAUGGACACAGAAGGUACUUUCAACAAUCGGGGCCUUUUCGGCUUCCUCCAAGUGGCAAAGAUCGCUUUUGAAAAACUCAGGGAUCAGACACACAAGGAUUUUUUAAUCCAAAACAGGAUAAUGGAAGUUGAAGCCAAGUUUGAAUUCUUUGAGUGGUACCUGACCUACUCGAAGCCCGACGAGACAACUUUAGAGCCAGAUUACUUCUGGAAGGAUGUGGCCCUCUGUUACAAACAUUACACAACAGAAGCAGCAGCUGACUCCACCAGCUUCCCGGGUCUUCUUGACUGUUUGAAUCAAGGCCUUUUCAGGUCCAGGGGGAAGAGGGCAGGAUUUCGGGAGGAGAAGAAAUCAGGGUUGGAUUUAGAGACAAUCCAACGUGAGUUGAAAAAGGACUAUGAGGAAAAUGUUGAUGAUGUCCAAGUAGCCGAGAGGUACAUCCUCUCCAACAUCAUCUUGAGCAACAGGAUGCCGGAUUCUCCUCAGCUCGCCUCGGUGGAAGAACUCCAAACUAUCAUUUUGAGAUUCUUGGCCACAGAAAGGAGUCAUAGAAGUCCAGAGUUCUACCUCUUGGUGCUGCUGCUGUGGUUGUUCCCUGAGGAGCAGCCUCCGGUGCUGCAGGACGAGGACGAUGAAGAAGGGGAACAAGUGCCCACUGAUGGGCAGCCUGGACAGCUGCCUCUUGACCUUGGUUUUGACCCAGACCUACGUCAGUAUGUCACCUUCAUGGAAGAAGCCUAUGAAAGGUCCGGUUAUGCCAAGUACCUUCGAUCCCGUUACCUUUUGCCUCUGUUUUUUCUGGGUAAGGGCUCUGGACUGAGCAAAUGGAUUCACAAAUCACAGCUGGAUGCAAUCGUGGAACAAACGGUGAACGCUGAGCUGGCAGGUGAAAACAAUCCAACUGAUUUAGAGAAAACAAGGCGGGUUAAAAACAUGUGGAGGAACGGUGACGUGUGGCAAUUGCCGGAAAUCCAAAACAUCCUUCGCCCGGUCACGGUUCACGACAAUAAAGUGGAUGUUUGUGCCGGAGGAUGGAAAGAAAAGGUUUCAACAGAGGUUGAACCUAAGGAUCCAACGUUGAGCACCAUCUAUCUUGGCUUCAACAUUAAGGGUCCUGUCCUCUUCAAGGUGGGAGUCCCUCAUGUGAACAAUGACUGACCAGGAACACUUUGGGAUAGAGACCCAGCACAACAAGUGAUGGAAUGACCAACAGAUCACCAUCGGUACCUUGAAAGCCAUCAUUCUCGUGUGAAAUUAUUUUAGGAUUCAUGAAAACUAAGUGUAAGGUUUCUCUAAAGCACCUGACCUUUUUAUUUUAUUUUCUUUCACUCAUUACUCUGAAUUAUCAGUUCUUUUGAAGGUGUAUGGGUCAAAUGUGAUUGACAUUAAUCAGAUUUGUUGUAAUGUGUGGAUAUUCUUAUAUGUCUAUGAAAAUGUCUCAAUCUUAUGUGAUAAAGAUAUUAGAGACAUUUCUCUCAAAUACAUCCUACUUGCUUAUAUACAUAUUUGGGUUGUAAAACAGAUUUUGUGUUUGUGUUUAGUAUUUACAAUAAUUCAUUUUAUCCCCCAUUGCAUUCUACUGGCCAAGUAUUCACUCUCUUAAGCAUCCAAAUGUAUUUAUGACAAAAUUAAUUUCCAUCUCAACUAAAAAGGUUUCUACAAGGGGAGAUAACCCAUUCUUCUUCUACAUAAUAAAGCUUUUAUCAUUACAUUACAUUACAUUAUCAUUACAUCAUGUGGUGUCUAUUGGAUUAAUUAUCAGUAUCUAUAUUAUUAUUUUUAUCAUUAUUAGUUAUUGUUAUUUUGAUUCAUAUCGUUUGUUAUAGAGCACUUUGUGACUUGAUUGAAAAGUGCUAUACAAAUAAAGUUGUGAUUAUUAUAAUAA